Papaver somniferum (opium poppy) is the source of this 2294-nucleotide messenger RNA. RefSeq lists its product as uncharacterized. The record is from RefSeq and is a predicted model, not a curated record. NCBI's taxonomy places the organism in Eukaryota, Viridiplantae, Streptophyta, Magnoliopsida, Ranunculales, Papaveraceae. The coding region runs from base 276 to 2069 and encodes 597 amino acids. The transcript is spliced from 7 exons.
UCUCCCACUAAAUGCUAAACUCAGGUCUGUUUUCACUGUCCAUCAGAAAAAUGGGUUCCUGACAGACUUGAAGAGGAAGCAUCAUGAUAUCAUCACUGUCAAUUGUACUGUAACCCACACCCCCCACAUUCCCUUUUCAGUUUUUUUCUUCCUCCUCCUCUGUUUUAUUCUCAAAGGGGUUUCUCUGUUUUUCUAGUUUCUUUUCUCUUUUUUUCUUUGUUGGGAGCUCUAGAAGAAAGGGUUUUGCUUCUUUGUUUGUUUCUUUGCCUCUUGGAAUGGAGUCUCUUGGGUUCUUGUCAUUAUCAUCUUCUUCCUCUGCAAAAGGAAAGAAAUUUCCGUCAAAAUCGAACCGGCCAUGCCAUUUUUGUGGGGAGUCGGCCAAUCCAGAUAUCUGUGUGACCUGUUGCAUUUGCAAGGUCUCUCAUGUGCAUCUCUAUUGCCUGCAUAAGAAGCUUGGGACAGUUUCAGAAAAAUGGUAUUGCGAAGAAUGUAAGACCUUGUUGAGUUUCCAGCAGGAGCUUCCAGAUCAGCUUGCUAUUCAUGCUACAUGGAAGGGAAGCUUUGAAAUUCUCGAUUCAGUUCUUCUGGGUGGAACCUAUGAAGGACUACAAGCUCAUCUUUCAUGGAAAGUUCGUCGCAAAGUUUAUGAGGUUGCAAAUGCAAUGCCCAAUGUGCUACAGUUAAAGUUGUAUCCUCGUGCCGAUGUGUGGCCAGAGGAACUCAACAGAUUGUCUCCUACUGUGGAUGAUAUUGCCCUUUAUUUUCUCCCCGGUGAUAAUGAGAGAUUCAGUAAGGCCUAUUAUUUGCUUUCAAAUGUACUCACGACGAGGGAUUCAGCCAUACAGAGCUCUUUGAAUGGUUGCGAGUUGCUGAUAUUUUCCUCCAAACAAUUGCCUGCCAAUUCUCAGAGAAUCAACAAGCAAGUCUUCCUAUGGGGAGUUUUUCAGUCUGUGGGACAACGCUAUUCUUCUUCUCAAGCUUCGGUUAGGAAUCAGCACAAAACUGUCAGCCCUGCUUUAUGCAACAAUGACUAUGGUACCAAUAAAGACUCACUGAACAAUUUUAAAGGGGAUGAUCUUAUGGCAGUCAAAAUGGAAACUGAUAUCAUGGAAGAAAAUACUGAUCAGAGAAUAGAUAAGGCAGACUUGUCAAAUUCUUACCAUGUGGAGAAAAAAAGAAAAGUUGGUGGAGAUCAAGGGCCUUUGUUAACACCUAAAACUGAGCAACCUAGUGAAUUCGAUUCUCCUCCUGGAUUUUUGACACCAAUUACCAGUGACGGUUAUUCUACUAAUCCUUCUUUACUUUUGGAACGUCCUCCUGGAUUUACGAGACCAGAAGCCAACAUUGGUUAUGCUACUAGUCCUGCUUUGCUCUUGGAAACUCCUCCUGGUUUAACACCUAAAGUAGAGCAACCUGGUGAAUUUGAUUGUCCUCCUGAAUUUAUGACACCAUUUGCUACUAGUCCUGCUUUACUCUCGGGAGCUCCUCCUGGGUUUAAGACACCAAAUACCGAAGACUCUUAUGCUACUAAUUCUGCUCUACUCAUGGAAGGUCCUCCUGGUUUUUGUACACCUAUACAGCGGAAAGAAAGAGGUGAUUCCUCUGAUGAAACCAACAAAAAACUUGUAGCUUCUGAUACUAUGGACGCAGUUGCUCUUUGGGCUUCAAAAAGGCAGAGAAGUGCUAGAGGUACUGCAAUUACUAAGUACCUCCAUGUCUCGAGUUUUCAGCCUCAGAAACCUGCAAAGGUUACCGAGACACUGGAGCAGGCAGAACUGCUCUUGCGAAAUCAUCAGGUCUCCAAUCCUGUUCGCGAAAUGCAUUCUACCUCGGAUUGUAAACCAGUUCCAGUUAAGGUGAAGGAGGAAUUUGAUGAAGUUUCAAAAGAUCUGAUCCUGCAGGAUACUACGUCAAGCCCAAUCCCGUUGCAAAUUGAAAAUGUAAAAGAUGGGGAACGCUGGAUCACUGAAGUCUCGAAUGAAAAUGAUCCCAAAGAAGAAGAGCAUGAUAAUGGUUUGAAGUUGACACUAAGGUACGAUGAAAAUAUCGGAUGGCGUGCAGAUGUGUAGUAGAUAUAUGAGCGCAUAGCUAGGAAGAGGAAUUAGAAAGUAUGUAUAGUUUUUGGUGCUAGGCAGAGAUACUUGAAACUGUUGCCAUGUUUUUUACAGUCAAAUUGACAGGAAGUUUUUGUUAUGCAACACAGAAGGCUGGUUUUGUAUAAAGUCUUGAGUCUGGUCUAAGGUGUGCAUCAUUGUUCAGGAAAACAAAAGAAAAUGAACUUAUGUUCAGGCAAU